CGCCCGCUCUCAAUUUGGACUGUCGGCAGUGAUGCACAUUUCACCAGCCCACGUCCUUUCUCCGUUGAGCCAAGGAAGGGACUACGUCCCCCAGCAGGCACUGGCGCAGAGGAUGUGCUAGGCCGCCAUCUUUAUUGUAGUCCUUUCUCCUGUUUCCACAGGGAGUAGCCUUAGCGAAUGAACUACAUAUCCCAGGUUACCGUCUCCCCAUUCCUCCAGCGGCCAUCUUUGCUGGUAGACCCCGCCCCUUUCCCCUUCCAUUGUCUGAACGAAGAUAAUAGAAGGGAGCCGGGAAGACUGCAACUCCCGUUAAGCUUUGCGCCAAGAGGAGGGGAAUUUCGAUAUUACAGGAGGGCGAGGUUCCAAGGUGGUAGAGUGAGGCCACCGCCUGCCAUUUUUAUGGUAGUCUCCUUAUCGUCUGGGUCCUGCCAUUCUUAAGGAACUCUAGAAGGCUAGGAAACUACUAGUCCCAUCGCACCUCAUAAGAAGGACUACUAGUCAGGUGUCCGCCCCUCUUCCGCCAUCUUGCUUGUAGUCCUCGUUCCUUUUCACCUUUCCAUUGUUCCUGAAGAGUAGAAAUGGCAGCGGGAAGGCAGCAAACGGACUGCGACUCCCGUCAGCCCUCGGCGUUGCUGACGCCCCCAAUGUCGUCGAGCAGCCGGGGGCCGGGGGCCGGAGCGCGCCGACGCCGAACCCGCUGCCGCCGCUGCCGGGCCUGUGUGCGAACUGAGUGCGGGGACUGCCACUUCUGCCGAGACAUGAAGAAGUUCGGGGGGCCCGGGCGCAUGAAGCAGUCGUGCCUGCUGCGGCAGUGCACCGCCCCCGUGCUCCCACACACAGCUGUAUGCCUCUUGUGUGGGGAGGCUGGGAAGGAGGACACAGUGGAGGGAGAGGAAGAGAAAUUUGGUUUGAGCCUCAUGGAGUGUACAAUCUGCAAUGAGAUCGUCCACCCUGGCUGCCUGAAGAUGGGGAAGGCUGAGGGUGUCAUCAAUGCAGAGAUCCCCAACUGCUGGGAGUGCCCUCGCUGCACCCAGGAAGGCCGGACCAGCAAGGAUUCAGGUGAGGGACCAGGCCGCCGCAGGGCUGACAACGGCGAGGAGGGCGCCAGCCUGGGGAGUGGAUGGAAGCUGACGGAGGAGCCGCCACUUCCACCACUUCCACCCAGGCGCAAAGGUCCCUUACCUGCUGGGCCCCCCCCAGAGGACGUGCCUGGGCCCCCCAAAAGAAAGGAGAGGGAGGCAGGGAAUGAGCCCCCUACCCCAAGGAAAAAGGUGAAAGGAGGCCGAGAGAGGCACCUGAAGAAGGUGGGUGGAGACGCCUGCCUCCUCCGAGGAUCGGACCCAGGCGGCCCCGGCCUUCUGCCCCCCAGGGUUCUGAAUCCGAGCCAGGCUUUCUCGUCCUGCCACCCUGGUCUCCCUCCCGAGAACUGGGAGAAACCAAAGCCGCCUUUGGCCUCUGCUGAGGGCCCGGCGGUGCCUUCCCCGUCACCCCAGCGGGAGAAGCUCGAGCGCUUCAAGCGGAUGUGCCAGCUGCUGGAGCGGGUGCCCGACACAUCCUCAUCCUCCUCGGACUCCGACUCAGACUCCGACUCGUCAGGCACAUCGCUGAGUGAGGAUGAGGCUCCUGGCGAGGCCCGGAAUGGGCGACGGCCAGCCCGGGGCAGCUCGGGCGAGAAGGAGAACCGCGGGGGGCGGCGGGCUGUGCGCCCUGGCGGCGGAGGGCCCCUCCUCAGCUGGCCCCUGGGCCCCGCACCCCCGCCCCGGCCCCCACAGCUGGAGCGGCACGUGGUGCGGCCCCCGCCUCGAAGCCCUGAGCCUGACACGCUGCCUUUGGCUGCUGGAUCCGACCACCCCCUGCCCCGCGCCGCCUGGCUGCGUGUCUUCCAGCACCUCGGGCCCCGAGAGCUAUGCAUUUGCAUGCGAGUGUGCCGGACUUGGAGCCGCUGGUGCUACGACAAGCGUCUGUGGCCUCGGAUGGACCUGAGCCGGAGGAAGUCACUGACCCCGCCCAUGCUUAGUGGUGUGGUUCGCCGCCAGCCUCGAGCCCUGGACCUCAGCUGGACAGGUGUCUCCAAGAAGCAGCUCAUGUGGCUUCUGAACCGACUGCAAGGCCUGCAGGAGCUAGUGCUGUCUGGCUGCUCCUGGCUCUCUGUCUCUGCCCUGGGCUCAGCCCCACUGCCGGCCCUGCGGCUCCUGGACCUCCGCUGGAUUGAGGAUGUUAAAGACUCCCAGCUCCGCGAGCUGCUGCUGCCUCCGCCAGACACCAAGCCAGGGCAAACGGAGAGCCGAGGCCGGCUGCAGGGGGUAGCAGAGCUGCGCCUGGCCGGCCUGGAGCUGACGGACGCCUCCUUGCGGCUCCUGCUGCGCCACGCACCCCAGCUGAGCGCCCUGGACCUGAGCCACUGCGCCCACGUUGGGGAUCCCAGUGUCCACCUCCUCACGGCCCCCACCUCCCCGCUCCGAGAGACCCUGGUACACCUCAAUCUCGCCGGUUGUCACCGCCUCACGGACCACUGCCUCCCGCUGUUCCGCCGCUGCCCGCGCCUCCGCCGUCUCGACCUGCGCUCCUGCCGCCAGCUCUCCCCGGAAGCUUGUGCCCGGCUGGCAGCCGCCGGGCCCCCUGGCCCCUUCCGCUGCCCAGAAGAGAAGCUGCUUCUCAAGGACAGCUAGUUGGGUGCCCCCCACCCUCCCCCAGGACUCAUCAGGAGCCUGGACCUCAGGCCUUCAUUUCACCCCUGCCAGGAGGCCAGGUCACCCACCUCAUGACUUGGGAUUCCUGAGUUUUACGACUUGGGGUUCCUGCCCAGGGACUCGAGCCAGCCUCCCCCACUCUCUACCCCCUGCACUGAUAUCUCUGGGGGUCUCUUCUUCCCAUCCCCUCCCCCUUCCACCUGCUUCAUCGACCAUCCCCUGGGGGAAGCGGGUCAGAGGUACUGGGGGGCGCUGAGCCAAAGGGCUGGUGGGAGGGGGGUUGAGGUGCAGUUUGAGGGGGGGAUGAAUGGGGAGAGUAUCUGCACACAGGAUGUUGGGAGCAGGGGGCUGGGGGAGGUGGAGGAUGGGCUGGGGGGUGGGGGGUGGGCAGAGAGCAGACCAUCAGGGGUUCAGGGAACAAAGACCAGAUACUUGGAGUUGGGGGGGUAGGGUGGGGGGGCCAAAAAGGGAAACCAGAGGAGCAAUUGGGGAUCCAGGUGUCAGAGAUGAGGGGACUCGGGGAACCAGGGGGAAAGCAACAGGACUGAGUGAGGGGCGGGGGGCAAGAGCAGGUGCAGGGAGGGUGGUAGUAGCCCCUCGGGGUCACCCCUCUCCUUCCUCCCUCCCCGGAUUUCAGUUCCUUCUCCCCAACCCUGACUCCUUGAAAGUCACUGACAAUGGCAGCUAUCUUGAGGAGUGGGGCCCGCGGGCCUGCCCGCUGUUCAGCGCGCCCUGGGGAGUGGUGAGGGGUACCCCAGCCCCCUACCUGCCUCCCCGCACUAUACUUGAACAUUCAUCUGUACUGAAGUGUUACUUGAACCGGGGGAACCUCGGACCUGGGGGAGCCAGAGCUUAAGGGGACUGGACCAGCUUGGACUGAGACUGGACUGGUGGACCACCGAGUUCGGACUGGACCAGCCCAGGCUCUCUUGCUUUACUGUAUUGAGCAGCUCCACCCCUCCUGACCCUGAGGUGAGGGUAGGGGGCGGCGGGCCGGCCCAGUGAUGGGGAAGAUGGGACUCCUCCAGCUUGGCUCUUCCCACUCUUUCAUCGUCAUGGAACCUUGUAUCCCAUUUGCCCAGGGAACUGCCACUCCUGGUUGCCAUGGAAUUAGCAGCCAAUGGACACCUCCCAAAGCCAGUGCUAAGGCUGGAAAUGGCCCCUCUUAGUUGCCAUGGGAACUUAGUAACGACUCUUGGCCCUCUCGCGCCCCUUCCUCUGCCGGGGCGGGGCUUUGGGAGCCAGGGGUAGGGGCCGGGGCCAGCUCCCGCCCCUCAGCCCAGGUCUCCCUGGGGAGCCAGACUGGACCAUGUUGGGGAGGGGGGAAUAUCCACAUACCUCAGGUAACAGGGAGGUUCGCGGGUGGGGGGGAGGGACUGGGUGGACCAAAGGCCGGAGGGGAGGGGGUCCUGGGGAUUCGCAGAAGGCUUGAGGAUGGGGCCGCUUGGGGGAGGGGGAGGAGGCAGCCCAGCGAGGGAUAAGUGGGGGACCCAGCCGGGCUGGGCCCCUGGGCCCCGGGUCUGUACUAUAUGGUUUGCUAUAAAACUCAAAAUCUUCCAGGCGGG
Molecule: messenger RNA, 4255 nt
Organism: Cervus elaphus (red deer)
Lineage: Eukaryota; Metazoa; Chordata; Mammalia; Artiodactyla; Cervidae
Gene: FBXL19
Product: F-box and leucine rich repeat protein 19
Exons: 11
Coding region: 579-2669 (696 amino acids)
Biological process (GO): protein demethylation; regulation of transcription by RNA polymerase II
Molecular function (GO): protein binding; zinc ion binding; transcription coregulator activity
Source: RefSeq, a predicted model, not a curated record